AUGAAAAGACAUCAAAGGGGAGCAGAAAAAAGGAAAAACAUCUUAAAAAUCCAGGAAUUUGUUGAAAGUCAGAAAAAUGCAUUUUAUAAAUAUUUGUUAGUAAAUAGCAAUAUCAAGUUACCUGUGCCAUCAACAUCUUCUUUUGAACCUUGCCACAGACCAAUAAGUGUUGAAAAAAGGGAAGAAGAAAGAGAAAGUGAACAUCAGGUUGAUGAAAAAAAUAGUGAGAUAACAGAAGACAGAGAAAAUCCAGAUAAAUUGUAUAAUAAGAAAAAUGAAGAAAUUAAUGAUACAUCCAAAUUAAUAACUGGCUUUGAAAAUUGGAGAUCAAUAACAGUUGUUUUAUCAGACCAUGAAAUUUUAAAAGAACACAUGUCAUCUAUGUGCACUCUGUACAAAAGAUCAACUGCUUUGAGCAGAAUUGAUGCUCAGCUUUUUAGGAAAGAGAAAAAGAGUAUUAUUGGAGAGAAUAAGUCACUGCAAUCAAUAGAAUGUGAAUUAUUUAAAGGAUCAAUGCUACUUAAAUCAUUAGACAGUUUUAUUGAGAAUUUCAGAAAUGAUUAUGAAAAAGUUAUGACAGAAGCAACCGAUUUAUCAGGAUUACAAUCUUUUAGUGAGGAAGAUGAAGUAACUUUUAACAGAAGAAAAAGAAAUGCGUUUUUUGAUGAAAAUAAAGAAGAGUAUAAAUUUACAACUAGAGAGAAUUUUAAAAUCAAUACAUUUUAUGUCAUAUGCGAUAGUAUUAAAACACAAUUGCUACAAAGAGUUCAAAAAUAUGAGGUUGUUUUGAAACAUUUUCGUAUAUUUCUUGAUUGGAAUUUGUCAGAAGAAAAAAAACAAAAAUCAUUGAAAGAAUUGAAAAAUAUUUACAGAAAUGACAUUGAUGUUUGUAAUUUGGAAGAUGAACUAAACCAUUUUUUAUUUCUUUUGAAGGAAAAUGAGGACGCCAUUAUGAAUAAGCCAGAUAAUUCAAGUAAUAACAAAGAUUUAUCAUUUGAAAGAAUCUAUAAAGCCGCUAAAGAAAUGUCAUGCACAUUUCCCAAUAUUAAAAUAUUACUGUUUUGA
Messenger RNA from Helobdella robusta, 1065 nucleotides. RefSeq lists its product as hypothetical. NCBI's taxonomy places the organism in Eukaryota, Metazoa, Annelida, Clitellata, Rhynchobdellida, Glossiphoniidae. The transcript is spliced from 3 exons. Bases 1 to 1065 code for a protein of 354 amino acids. The record is from RefSeq and is a predicted model, not a curated record.